AGGAAAGGAUUAAAACUGCGGGGUCAAAUGUGUUUUAGAAUUCAGAAUGUAAACACCGGCAGAGCAGCGCAGUCUACACUGUAAGAAGAGUGAGUUCUAUCUCCGUUAGAAUUCGCUCUCGUCCUGGGGUUAAUCAUCUGAACCCACCAGUUCAACAUGUUUUCAACUUUCUAGAAUAGAUCGGUUGUUGAUUGUUUGAUGGUAUGGAAAUGGAUAAUUAUUAUCUAAAAUUAAUUGUAUGUUUAAUUUAAUAGAUUCUAUAAUAAGGGUAACUUACACAGGCACGGUAAUAAUAGUAUUUUCGGGGUAGGCUACUUUGACAGUUUUUUUUUCAAUUUUCAUAAAGGAAAAAGCCCAUUUUCAAAUAUUGAGCAUUUGUUAUUUUCUUCUUCAAACCUUUCAACUUCAUCUCCAAAAAUAUCAAAUAUAAUGGGAAAAUGUCCAAUUAAUGUGAAAUAAAGGAAUUUUAAGGCCGCCGCUAUUCAGACUCGAGUCCUAACAGCCACAGGAAGCUAUUCGGACUCUCGAGUCUGCUUUCGAAUCCGAAUAGAAGGCUAUUCGGACGCAAACUCCAAUGUGCGUGCGCAAUCAGGUGCACCGGGUGUGAAGCAGACAAGCAAUUCGACCUUGGUCUUCCUCGGUUUCUACGAUCUGGCCAAGGAACUUACAACAAAUGGAAUCCGGCUGUGGUGACCUAGUGCGAACUGUGGUCUUUUCUUUUCCAAGGAUAAUAAUAUAAUAGUAGGGCUGGGCAGUGGGCAACGGUAUGGGAGGGAAUGUAUAGCAUGAUCAUAAAAAAAGGGGUGAAGGAGGUGGGGCGGGCUUGGGGAAGUAAGAUGGAGAAAGAAAAAGUAAGAGAAAGAGAGAGAGGAAAAGUAAGAGAGAGAGAGAGAAAUGGGAGGGGGGGGGGGGCUGCCUUAUAAGGACUGAUUAUAGUAUUAAUUUUAUGUUUUGAUCCCUUUGUAGUCGUGAAACGCUGUGUCAUAGUAAUAGCCUACCAUUAGUUUAAAGUCCGAAUAGCAAUGGGAGACUAUUCAGACUCGAGUAUAGACCUCGCUUACAGUACAACCGCACUGGAAUUUGAGUCCGAAUGAAUAGCCUCCAGCGUCGAGUCCGAACAGCCACUUCGGAAUUUUAAACAAAAGUAGUCAAGACGAUUGUUUGGGGCUAUAAAAGCUCCUCUAUAUAUGCAUUUACAUGUUGAAUUGGUCUGUUCUGAUCUAUAGUGGCUGGUGACAAAAGUCACACACCCACUCAACACUUUCAAUAUCUGUGCUGCUUGGAAUAUCUGUUCAGCCCAGAUGAUACCACUUUGCACAAAUGUCACAAAACACACCCAGUUGUCGUCACCUUCAGCAGCACCACAUUUGUGACAAAUGUCACCUUCCUCAUCUUAGCUGGAUUCGAUUUCUCUGUUCCUUUUCUUUCCUUUGCCUUUGCUCUUUGAUUAACCUGACCUUGGCCUAUUCCUAUUGCUGCCGUCUUUGCUGACACCUUUCCCCAGUGAGACUCUCUCCAUAUCUGAAUUGCAACACCCUUGCUGACCGACCACAACCACUCGCAUUUCAAACCUUGGUUGAAGUUCCUUCAGGAAAAAGUCACGGAUUAACUUUUCCCAAGAAGGCGUUCAUGAUUUGGAACCCUCUAUUCUGGGGAAUGUGGUGUCCACAGUGAUGGGAGUAGAUGAUGCAGAACUAGUAGACAUGGCAUUGGUGGAGGCGAUGGUGUCAUCAUUGAUUCUACUGUGGUGGAAGUAGAUGGUGCAGGGCCAGGAGACGACAUUGGUGGAGACGAUGGUGCCAUCGAUUCCGCAGUGGUGGAAAAAGAUGCUGAUGACUAUGCUUUUGUGGCAGAAGGGGAUAUGGAUCGCUCAGCAGUGGAUGUAUUAGGAGAUGGAAGAGAUACUUGGGGACGAUGUUGAAAGGAAGAGGUGUCGAUUGCAUCCUUGUUGAAGGGGAAUAUAUGCCUGUUCCCUGGAAUCCCCCUUUCACUUACUCCUCAGUGAAAGAACUUUCUAAAAGAGCUUUCAGCCUGCCUGGAAAGUGUUUUUUUGAUACAGGCCCUGCAUGAGUCCUUGCAUACUUCACAAAGAGGCUUUGCCAUUUGCGCUUCACAGGGCCAAGCCUGUGCGUUUGUGAGGUAUGAUUGCAGACGGAGCAGGAUCACAUUAUUGGCCUUUCCUACCUUGACGAGUUCCUCACUGAUGUGGGAGGAAUGGCCAUCAAAUAUCAAAACUCGGGUGUGACUGGCUAAGUGUGAAGUGUUAAGACAGGGUAAUAAGCCCCUCUUUCUACUUAUAUGCUAACUUAAAUUCUCUAUAACUUAUAAGACAAAACCUUUGGGGCCACAAGCCCCAGUCUGUUGCUUCUAUAGAUAAUGCAGUUUUUUCAUGAAGCAUGAGAUGAUUCUUUGUGACUUGGAAGCCCAGCAAGCCAGCUUUGCAUAUGUCUUUAUAAUAUGCACUGGGUAUUUUAAAAAGCGUGUAUAAUGCAGUAUUUUUUUAUCGAUUGAUUGGAACUCAUUCAUAAUAUAUAUAACUUUUUUUUCAUAUUUUCAGAGCCGAGGCAGUGCGGUUUGAAUACAUAAUGAGUUAUUCCGCCCUACCUUAUUUCCCAGUGAUAAUCGAUGCUUCGCUAGGGGACUUCAAGUAUGCCGCCGACCAAUGCAUGAGAUCUCACACUAUGGGCCAGCGUGCUGAACUGGUCCAGACCUUGACCAAGAUAUGGAUGUCCGAGGCCAAUGCAAACUCUGUGCUGCCCUCACUGUCUGUGCGCUCAGGGUUUGAUCUCUUCCUGCAGGCCAAGAGGUUCCCCAGAGGGAGCGAAGUCAUAAUGUCCGCUGUCAAUAUUCCUGACAUGGGAAGGAUUGUACAGAGCCAUGGGCUUUCCAUAGUUCCUUUAGAUAUUAGCAUUGACUCUUUGGAACCUAAGAUAGAGUCUCUCCCAAGCCUGAUCUCUCCGAAGACAGUGGCUAUAGUUGUGGCUCAUUUAUGUGGGAGGUGGAUUGAUAUGGACCCUAUUAUUUCUGCAGCUCGGAUGUAUGGCUUGACUGUGGUGGAGGACUGUGCUGAAUGCUUCUGUGGUUUUGAUCAUCUGGGCCAUCCAGAGUCGGACAUUUCCCUAUUCAGCUUUGGUACCAUCAAGUUUUCUACCUCAUUUGGUGGGUGUAUAGCAAAAGUCCGUGAUUCCGAGGUCUUCCAAACCAUGAGCAGCCUUCAAAACAACUACCCGGUUCAAACUCCCAGCAUGUACCUUAAAAAAGUUCUCAAACUGGCUGUACUGUACACCUGGAUGCAAGUGAAGCCUUUUCCACAAGUUGGAAGAGAAGUUUUGUGUAGGCUAGGAGUGGACUACAAAGCCAAGUUUGUCAAGAUGAUGCGUGGGUUUCCCGACAAAAUGCUGGAGUCCAUUCGAUGCCAACCAAGUUCUGCUCUCCUGGCCACAAUGGCCUAUCGUCAUCAAAAUUUUACACGGUCAAACUUUGACUUACAGAGACUAAAAGGGGAAUACUUUCUAUCUCGACUUCCUGCUGGCUUUGAGAAAGUGGGGCACAGUGCUGAAAUCAACAAUUUCUGGCUCUUUCCAGUGCUUACUGUGAGUUUUCCCGUAUUUUAUUGGAAUUAUCAUCUUAUAAACCAUUGGGGCAAAAGACUCUUAACUAAAACACUUUACUUUUUAAAAAUUAUAUUGCAGGAUUCAGCAGCAGUGAACAAAAGAUAUCCCCAUGAGGCGAAAUACAUGAUAGACCAUGUCCUCUACUUGCCUGUGAACAAACGCGUCCCUUUCAAAGAUCUGGACAAAAUGCUGAAAGCUUGUGAGCUGGCCUUUGCCUUAUCGCGACAGCCAGAUAGAAAGUCUGGUGGAGAGCUGAAGCUGCAGCUGAAAUCUAAACUGUAGGUAUCCAACAAUGAUCAUUCAGGAACCAUUCCCUGCCCACCACCUGAGAACCCAUCAGGUUAGAGAUGGUCUCCACUAGUUCGGUAAACUGUGGUGGAUGUUGUAUAAUGUUGAAAGGUGCCAAGUUUAGUCACAUAGGUGCUGCUGAAUCAAUGUUCUUAUUGAAUGCUUCUGGUUCUUUCUAAAUGUAUUGGUUAAGAGCUGUCAUUGUCUUCUUGAGGUAGAGAUGUACUUUUUUUUUGGUUAGUGUUUGAAAUUGUGUUCCUUUUAUUAUGAACCCUGUGAAAAAACUGUUGUGUGAUAUGAACAUCAGUGUAUUUAUGAGAUCUCGGGAAGCUUCUGCCACAAGCAUUGUAACUUGUAAGCUUCCUCUAUAUUUAUUGGGUUUCCGCGAAUAAAAGCAGGAUAAAAGUAUAGCGUAGCUUUAGUGUAAAACUCUUGAGGGACUGUCUUGUCAUUUCAGUCUUUGUAGGAGAAAACUAA
Messenger RNA from Aplysia californica (California sea hare), 4379 nucleotides. RefSeq lists its product as uncharacterized. Gene Ontology annotation, biological process: polysaccharide biosynthetic process. Gene Ontology annotation, molecular function: pyridoxal phosphate binding; transaminase activity. The coding region runs from base 2586 to 3896 and encodes 436 amino acids. The record is from RefSeq and is a predicted model, not a curated record. The transcript is spliced from 3 exons. NCBI's taxonomy places the organism in Eukaryota, Metazoa, Mollusca, Gastropoda, Aplysiida, Aplysiidae.